This is a messenger RNA of Anoplophora glabripennis (Asian longhorned beetle), 1768 nucleotides long. RefSeq names its product cysteine-rich protein 2-binding protein (gene Atac2). Bases 114 to 1736 code for a protein of 540 amino acids. Gene Ontology annotation, molecular function: acyltransferase activity, transferring groups other than amino-acyl groups. The record is from RefSeq and is a predicted model, not a curated record. NCBI's taxonomy places the organism in Eukaryota, Metazoa, Arthropoda, Insecta, Coleoptera, Cerambycidae. The transcript is spliced from 8 exons.
UAUUAACACUAUAUUUUCUAUGGCUUUCGAGGUUAUGUUGUUUGUUUAUAAACGAUCAGAAAGCAUGAUUUGUGCAUUUUGUUUAUAAAUUUAUACAUUUUCCAAUAUUCUAAAUGGAAUUUUUCACAGAAGAAAAGACUUGUAAGUACUGUUUUCAGAAUUUAGAAAUUUGUUUUGGUGAAGGGUUGGAAUGUACAGAAUGUAGAAAUUUUGUACACAUUAGAUGUCUCAAAAGAGGCUCAGUGCCUGGUGGAUUAAAAGGGGACCUUUUUUUCACAUUUAUUUGUAGUGAAUGUUCAUCCUCAGGAAGCGAAACUUUUUCAAGGAACAAAUUAUCUUGGUUACAAAUUGUAAUUUUAGUUUUGUAUCAUUUGCAAACAAAAAGUCCAGGAUUGGCAAGAAAAGGAUUUUUUCAUUGGAGAAACCAUGUAGCGACAUUUAUAGAUAGGAAUUGGGAGAUCCUGUUUCCAAGUGAUAUUAAAAAGAAGAAGAAAUGGACAGGCACUAUCGCUGGCACGUUGUCACAUUUCAGUUCAUAUAUUUUUUUGUCGGGAACUUCAACUUUUAAUGAACCAGCAUGGUGGACUUUAAUGUACCCUAAACUCAGCCCUUUAGUCACAUCACAUCUAUAUACAUUAAUGAACUUGGAAAAACAAAAGGGGAAAAUGAAAAAUGAGAAAAUAUCAGUACCUGAUGCAGAAAUGUUUCAGGGUAUUUUAUCAACAUAUAUUAAAGAUGAUGAUCUAAUUCAAUCCUUUAAUAUUAGCAAUAUGCAUAGUGCUGAUGGAAAAGAAGAUAUUACAUUACUUACCGACUUUAAGAAGAACACUAAACAGAAGGCAGGGAGUGGAAAUAAAAGAAAAAUCAAUUUACCAAGUAUAGGAAAUACAUCUAAAAAGUUGAUGAAAUUAGCAAGUUCUUCAGCAACUUCUUCUUCGACUGACGAACUAACAACAGAUUUCGAUAUCACAGAUUUCCAGGAACAAUCACAAUCACAAAAUGUAGUUCAUAAGAGCGAACCCGAGAAAAGAACAAACUGCGUCAAACUGCUAGAUCCGUAUUGCCAUUAUAAUACGUCAAUAAAUAAUAUAUCUCGCAUAAAGGGGCAAAGGAUGCAGUUUAAACUAACGGGAGGCAUAAGGAAAGAACAAAUUUUAUCUCCUUAUAGUGCGUUAUAUCUCAAGCCUUUCAUUCAAAGAGACACAGAAACUACUCCCUUGUGGUUACAGUUAAUGGCAGAAUUGCAAAUUGUAGCCAAUCGAAAAAAUGGUAAUUACGAACUACCUCCUAGAGCUCCGAUAGAUUAUUCAUAUGUUCAGCCAGAACAUAUUCCAGCGAUAAACAGUCUUUGUAAUCAGUUUUUUUGGCCAGGAAUAGAUCUUACAGAAACAUUACAGUAUCCAGAUUUCAGUUGUGUUGUACUAUAUAAAAGACUCAUAAUAGGGUUUGCAUUCCUUGUACCCGAUGUAAAACAUACCGAAAAUUAUAUAUCUUUCGUAUUCACUAGACCAAAUUGGAGAAAUUGUGGUAUUGCUACUUUUAUGGUAUAUCAUUUAAUUCAAACAAGCCUAGGGAAGGACAUUACACUACAUGUAUCAAUAAACAAUCCGGCACUCUUCCUAUAUCAAAAAUUUGGAUUUAAAGUUGAAAAUGUGGAACUGGAUUUUUAUGACAAAUAUUUUCGGAAUGAUGUAAAUGAUUCGAAACAUGCAUUCUUCUGUAGAUUAGAGAGGUAGAAUUGUGAUGCUGUUCUAAUAAAUUUGUUUUU